CUGCGGCAGCAGGACUCAAACCCUCGCCCUCAGGAUGCUCCUCCGAGCCCUCGCUCCGGUUCUGCUGUGGGCAGAACCCCGCCUGGUCCUGCAGUCGGUCGGGUCCGGCCUGCUCGCUCUGCUGCUCGUCUGGACGGCGAGGCUGCUGCUGCGGCACGCCUGGUACACCCACCGGAUGUCCUGCUUCAGCAAACCCCGCACGCGCUCCUGGCUGCUGGGUCACCUGGGCCAGAUGCAGAGCACGGAGGAAGGUCUGCAGCGCGUGGACGCCCUGGUGCAGACCUACAAACACUCCUGCUGCUGGUUCCUCGGCCCCUUCUAUCACCUGGUCAGAGUCUUCCAUCCAGACUACGCUAAACCUCUGCUGAUGGCGUCAGCCAGAAUCACGGUGAAGGACGACCUCGUUUAUGGUCACCUGCGUCCUUGGUUAGGACAAAGUCUGUUGCUAAGCAACGGAGAGGAGUGGUCCCGGAAGAGACGGCUGCUCACUCCAGCGUUCCACUUCGACGUCCUGAAGGAAUCCAUCUCCACCUUCAACUCCUCCACCAACACCAUGCAUGAGAAAUGGCGGCGUCUGGUGGCUAAAGGAGAAACCAGCUUGGAGAUGUUCGGUCACGUGACUCUCAUGACGCUGGACAGUUUGCUGAAAUGUGCUUUCAGCUUCCAGAGCGACUGUCAAGAAUCCACCUGUGGGUACGUGGCGGCCAUAGUGGAGCUCAGCGACCUCAUCAUCGAGCGCAGGUUCAGGAUCCUGCACCACUGGGACUGGAUCUACUGGAGAACCGAGCAGGGGAAGAGGUUCAGACGGGCUCUGAGUGUGGUUCACGAAUUCACCAGAGAAGUGGUUCAAAAGCGCCGUGCUCUGAUUGGCCAGCAGGGGGAGACAGCCCCAAAGCGAAGGGACUUUGUUGACAUCAUCCUGAUGACAAAGGAUGAAGACGGACGGAGCCUGUCAGACGAGGAGAUCGAGGCUGAAGCCAACACCUUCAUGUUUGCAGGGCACGACACCACAGCCAGUGCCAUUUCCUGGACGCUGUAUAAUUUAGCUCAGCACUCCCACUAUCAGGAAAAAUGCAGGCAGGAAGUGAUGGAUCUGAUGCAGGGACGCGCCAGGCGUGACAUCGAAUGGGAGGACCUGUCCAACCUGCCCUUCACCUCCAUGUGCAUCAGCGAGAGCCUUAGGCUCCACCCACCUGUGCAGGCCGUGACCAGGAAGUACACGCAGGACAUGCCUCUCCCGGGGAACCUCACCGUCCCACAGGGUGCAAUCUGCUUGGUCAGCAUUUAUGGAACGCAGCACAACCCGGCGGUCUGGACAAACCCGCACGAGUUUGAUCCUCAUCGUUUUGACCCAGAACACAAGAAGAGCGUCUCCUCCCACGCCUUCAUCCCGUUCUCCUCGGGGCCCAGGAACUGCAUCGGUCAGAAGUUUGCCAUGGCUGAGCUUCGGGUUGUGGUGGCGCUGACUCUGCUGAGGUUCCGCCUCCGCCCGGGAGUGAACCCUGAGCUCGGGGGUAGCCCUGGCCCGGUCCGCCGCCUCCCCCAGCUGGUGCUACGGGCCGAAGGAGGACUGUGGUUACAGCUGGACCCUCUGAGCCCAGAGGGAACCCGUCCAUGAAGAUGAUGCUCCAAUGUCGUCCUUGCAGAAAGUUGUGCUUUUAUUUUGUGUUAUCCUGAAAAUUGUUCACUGUCACGUUUUAACGUAAAAAAAAAAA
This is a messenger RNA of Oryzias melastigma (Indian medaka), 1715 nucleotides long. RefSeq names its product cytochrome P450 4F3 (gene cyp4f3). The transcript is spliced from 13 exons. The record is from RefSeq and is a predicted model, not a curated record. Lineage: Eukaryota; Metazoa; Chordata; Actinopteri; Beloniformes; Adrianichthyidae. The coding region runs from base 35 to 1618 and encodes 527 amino acids. Gene Ontology annotation, molecular function: oxidoreductase activity, acting on paired donors, with incorporation or reduction of molecular oxygen; monooxygenase activity; heme binding.